This is a messenger RNA of Lytechinus variegatus (green sea urchin), 2105 nucleotides long. RefSeq names its product oncoprotein-induced transcript 3 protein-like. The record is from RefSeq and is a predicted model, not a curated record. NCBI's taxonomy places the organism in Eukaryota, Metazoa, Echinodermata, Echinoidea, Temnopleuroida, Toxopneustidae. The coding region runs from base 1 to 1419 and encodes 472 amino acids. Gene Ontology annotation, molecular function: calcium ion binding. The transcript has 9 exons.
AUGAAUACUGAGAUGCUUUCUGAGCUUGAAAAUUCACUUCCUAAGUUUGAAAACAUUAAUGAAUGCUCCAACUCCCCUGGUAUCUGUGUGUUUGGUCAGUGCAUCAAUGUUCCAGGUAGCUUCCUCUGUGAUUGUGACCCAGGCUACAUGCUUAACAUAGACAUGAUAGAAGGAGAUACCUGCGAAGAUGUGGAUGAGUGUGAAAGCGCCAUUCAUGAAUGUCCUGAAAAUGCUCAUUGUGUGAACAACAUAGGAUCCUACGGGUGCAAGUGUAAUCAAGGGUUCAUAGCAGACGGUUCUACAUGUAUUGAAUCUUGUUCUGACCCGUGCAUGAAUGGAGGGACUUGUGAGGGAGGCACUUGUACUUGCCUUGAAGGAUUUACUGGCACUGCAUGUGAGGAAAAGAUUACAUCAGUAACGUGCGAAAGUGACUCUAUGACCGUUAUCAUACAUAUUGAUCUUUUUGUCGGCAUUGACCCAGAAGAUGUUCAUUUUCGAGACAGUACCUGCCCAUCUUCCCGUACCAAUUCUACUCAUAUAGAACUUAGUACGAAGUAUGACGAGUGUCUUACCACCAGAACGGAAAAUGAUACAACCAUUACAUUUUCGAAUGUCAUCGCUUAUUUCAUGCCUGAGCCUAUACCUGGCACUGAUAUCACCCGUCAAUACCAGAAGCAGCUUGAGGUUUCGUGCUGUCUCGACAAGACAUCGCAAGUGGGUCAAUCUUUCAAACCGACGCUUGGUAAAGUAAAAUUUACCGACAAGGGAUCCGGUCACUUCCGCCUGAACAUCGCAAGGUUCAUGGACGAGUCCUUUGAUGAGCCCGAAUAUGACAACGCCGAGGUCCAGCAAAGCCAGGCGCUCUACUUCGGAGUCCACCUUAGAUCAGUUGAAGAAGUUGGUAUGUUUAUCGAAGGAUGCUGGGCGACGGCGGGCCCAGGUGGUGAUUCUACUCCAAGACAUGAUCUGUUUACUGACAGAUGCCCUUCUGAUUUGGAUGAAACGGUUCAAGUUUUUUUUCCGGAUGAAACUGAUCAAGAAGGAUUUAAGUUUGACGCAUUUGCCUUUGUUGGAGAUCAUAACAUGGUAUACAUUCACUGUGAAGUGAUGGUGUGUAUGAAUGAAGAGGCCAAGGUGUAUCGAGAUUGCUCCGACAUUCGCGAUGAGGGACGCAAACGUCGUUCUUCUUCAUUCCUUUCCACCCAAACGAUAAGUAGCGCACCGGUUCGCGUCAGCCGCUCAACCAACGACAUGGCUACUAGGGAUCUGUCUGAAUACAAUUCGUUUGGGAUGUUCCUCAUUGGAUUGUUUGCAACCGUGGUUGCUAUAGCAAUCCUGAUGGGCGUGGUCAAGCUAAUCGGUCGUCCAACUGGCAUCAACUAUAAGCGAGUCCCAACUGCUUCCAUGGAAGGGAUUUAGAAGCGAUUAACGACCAGAGUGGAAUUCAUAUUCGGAGUGACGUCGCGUGAAUUACCGCGCUACUUGGAAACUUUGAACCCGUAUCACAAAACUUAGCAAUGGUCGUAUAUUUUUUUACGAUUGAUUGCAUUGACUACAAUGCACUAAUCGUUAAAAAAAUCCAACGUACGAUCAAUCGUUAUGCUUUGUCUUACGGAGCCUUGAUGCGCAAGGUCAAGGGUCAAAUCAUUAACAUUUCAAAAGUUAUCUCAAUACAAUUAGAAAAGUUCAAAUAUGUUUAACGUUCCUUAACUUGAAAUACAGAAAUAUUAUUGGAAAGAAAAAAAAUCCGCUGAUAUUAUCCUCACAAACAUACCACUCUGGCGGCAUCACAGAAAGGCAUAGAAAUUCUCCUUACUUAUAACAAGCUAUUGAAGAGGCAUAGAAUAGCACUUAUUAUUCAACUGUAAUGAUAAUUAUGAUUCAUUUAAGUAUUUAUUCUUACUUUACUGUAGUGCUGGUUUGGGGCUUAUAUUUGAUAUUUUUGCAUUGUGUUUAAUGUAGGUUAAUGGAAGACUAAGAAAAUUAGUAAAAUCAUUGUAAGAAUUAAUUCAAACAUAAUCGUAUCAUUCUAUAUAUUUGCACUCAUUAUAUUGUUUGAUGCUCCUGGACGAAAACAACAUCAAGAAUCGAUGAAUCAAACAAUA